AUGGCAAAAAAAUACAUGGGCAUGGUCUUUUCGAAGGACCGGGCAUUCACAGCAAAAACGAAGGAGGAGGAGGAGGUGUUUUCUCUGUUCAACCGGAAAAUACACAGCAACGAUCUGGAGGACGACUUCUUUGACCUGGGUGACGGCGCGCGCGAGGCGUUUGCCGAUGAACACGCGUUUUCAAGCGACAGCAGCACGCUCGAUAUGUCAAACGAAGAGGACAGCUGGGCAGAGAGCGCACCCCCUGCCGAAAAAGAAAGCAAGCCGGCAGCCCUUCCUGCGAAAGAGCCCGAAAUGCUGAAAAAAGACUGCUUUGCCUCUCUUGUUGACCAGAUAAACGCAAAGAAUGGAGGGGCUUUCAACGCUCUUUCGAAAAUACUCCACAAGCCCCGGAAGCCUGUAAAAAGAGAAAAGAAGGCGUCGGCGUCAAUAGACGAGUGCAACGAAAUACUCAGCCGGAUGGGGGGAUACAUUCCCCAGACGCCCGAGGAGGCGCCCGCGCCAAAAAAGCAGAAAAAAACAGAGGACAAGCAGGACCGGUGCGAAAACUGGGAAGACCAGCCGGCUGCAGCGAAAAAGAACCAGCCAAACAUUAUCUAA
Nematocida major is the source of this 600-nucleotide messenger RNA. RefSeq lists its product as uncharacterized. The coding region runs from base 1 to 600 and encodes 199 amino acids. The transcript has a single exon. Lineage: Eukaryota; Fungi; Microsporidia. The record is from RefSeq and is a predicted model, not a curated record.